Molecule: messenger RNA, 2769 nt
Organism: Aplysia californica (California sea hare)
Lineage: Eukaryota; Metazoa; Mollusca; Gastropoda; Aplysiida; Aplysiidae
Product: beta-galactosidase
Exons: 17
Coding region: 11-2017 (668 amino acids)
Biological process (GO): carbohydrate metabolic process
Cellular component (GO): vacuole
Molecular function (GO): beta-galactosidase activity
Source: RefSeq, a predicted model, not a curated record
CCAAAGUCACAUGAUUGAGAAAAUGGCGACCACCAUUACAAUUACGUUCAUAAUACAGUUGGUUGUUGCCGUAGGACUUUUAUUCCCUGGAUCUUUUCAGCUGGAAAACAAAAGAAAGUUUGAAAUCGACUACGCCAACAACACAUUUUUGAAAGAUGGACAACCCUUCAGAUACAUCUCUGGGAGUUUCCACUAUUCCAGAGUUCAUCCGUACUAUUGGAAAGACAGAUUAAUGAAAAUGAGAGCAGGUGGCUUGAACACAGUUCAAGGUUAUGUACCUUGGAAUGUGCAUGAGACAAAACCAGGAGAGUUUUACUGGGAUGGUUUUUCAGAUCUCCCUAAGUUUCUUUCACUUGCUCAAGAAUCGGACAUGCUUGUUCUGCUUCGAUUGGGACCCUACAUUUGUGGAGAGUGGGAAUAUGGAGGAUUUCCAGCAUGGUUGUUGUCAAAAGAUUCAAAUAUGAUUCUUCGUACCAGUGACCCGUCUUACAUGAAAUGGGUAGACAAGUGGUUUACAGAGUUACUGACUACAAUUAAACCGUUUCUAUACAACAACGGAGGGCCUGUCAUCAUGGUUCAGAUUGAAAAUGAGUAUGGAAGCUACUUUGCCUGUGACAGGUCCUAUGGAGUAAUGCUGCGAGAUAAAGUUACAAGCAUUCUGGGCAAUGAAGUGGUCAUCUACACCACCGAUGGCUGCAACUUGAGGGAUGUUUUUUGUGGCAAAGUUGACCAAGUGUACCCAUCAAUUGAUUUUGGUGCUGACCUGGAUCCAAGUUCAUGCUUUCAGGCACUUCGUUUUUAUCAACCAAAAGGACCUUUGAUCAACUCAGAGUAUUACACUGGCUGGCUGGACCAUUGGGGCUCUCCCCACUCCACACGGGGCACCACGCAAGUCAGUAAAAGUCUGGACAAGAUACUUGCCCUCGAUGCCAAUGUGAACAUGUACAUGUUCAUUGGAGGCACAAACUUUGGGUUUUGGAAUGGUGCCAACUACAAACCGUAUCAACCGGUGCCGACCAGUUACGACUAUGAUGCUCCACUCACCGAAGCUGGUGAUGUCACUCUCAAGUACUACGCCAUUAGAGACAUCAUAUCCAAAUAUGUGAAACUGCCACCUAUACCAAUUCCUCCAAAUACCAACAAAACGAAAUAUGGAAAAAUACCAAUGGAAUUUGUAUCCACUGUGCAAGACGCGUUGCACGUUUUAACUCCUGAAGGACCAUUUAAGGCAAAGUAUCCAGUUCCGAUGGAGAAAAUAAAUUUUUAUAGCGGAUUCAUUCUGUACCGCUCAAUUCUGACUGAAGAUUACAAGAAACCCGUUACUCUAAACAUCCAUUCUGUGAGAGACAGAGCCAUGGUGAUGGUCAACAGUGUCCCUUUCGGCAUAUUAGACAGGGAAGGUGCUUCAUCUGUGUCUAUCAAAGGACUUAAAGGACAGACUGUGGACAUUCUUGUGGAGAAUCAAGGCAGAAUAGGCUUUGGAUAUGGAAUGAAUUUUAAUUUGAAGGGCAUUAUCUCCAAUGUGACGGUUGGUGACAAAGUUGUCACAAACUGGCAGAUCUAUCCCCUCCACAUAGAAAACAUCAACCAAACUGUUGUGUCUAGGAUGAAGUCUAGAUCAUCUCAAAGACAGCCUUUCUCCUCUGCUGACUCAAAGUUGACGACACCUUCAAUAUACGUCGGUACUGUCGACAUAGCUUCACCCAAUCAGCCAACAGACACCUUCUUGGAUCCAAGACCCUGGGGCAAGGGACAAGCAAUCGUGAACAACUUCAAUUUAGGAAGGUACUGGCCGUCGAGAGGCCCCCAAGUGACCCUGUACGUCCCUAAGCCUGUCUUCAACUCCCACACCUCACAGAACCAGCUGUUCUUGUUUGAGCUGGAGCGAGCUCCAUGCUCCACGGCCUCCAACUGCUCAGUGACGUUCACAGAUGUGCCAUAUCUGGAUGGACCCAAUAAACCAGACAAUAAAAAAGAUCUUCCUUCAUUAGGAUACACAGGUCAUAAUCAACAUUGAGCUUACCACAUUUUGUUUUUGUAAUAACAAAUGACUGAGUCUGUGUUCUCACGUUUACCCUUAAAAAAUUUGUUUUUUAAAUUCAUGUGAGAUACAGCUGAGAGAUUUGAAUGUUACUGCUCACUCUUUUAAAAAAAAAAAGUUUCCUGUAUGAUACUAAACCAGUGAUGCGCAUAUAUUUGAAAUGCAUUCUCUUGUGUGUGGUGUGCAUCUCAUUAACAUGCACUUUGUCCAUAUGUUUACAUUCAGUACAGCUGUCAGGAUCCCUUCGAAAAUUUUACCAGAUAAUUUUGUUGUAAGAUAAUGUGUAUCAUAAGUUUUGUUUGAGCAGUAAAUUACUGUUAGAAUUUUAUUCCACUGACUGUGAAGAUUGCAGUAAUGUAGCGUUACAUUUUGGAUAGGCCUGUAUGGCCAAUAGAAUUUUUGUAUUGAUUGAAAACAUGUGGUUGAAUCACUUGAAGAGUUUUAAUUCAAGUAAUCCUUUGUAAACGAAUCUAGCAGCUGGCAAUUUUAAUAAGAUUAUUUUCCACUCAAGUGCUUCUCUCCUUAUACAGAAAUCUGUGAUUGAGAAAUGUGACCGCUGACAAUCAGUGCUAGUUCUCUUGUAUACUUUUAUUUUAUACCUUUGCUUUUAAACCAGAUCUAAUUCAAAUCUCAUGACUAUGUUCUUACUGUUAAUUUGUAGCAAAUUCAGUUAAAGACGCUUCUGUGCUUUAUUUUUUCUCAAUCAGUUGUACUUGAUCUGCAAAAUU